This is a messenger RNA of Adineta steineri, 777 nucleotides long. The record is from the annotation of a GenBank genome assembly. NCBI's taxonomy places the organism in Eukaryota, Metazoa, Rotifera, Eurotatoria, Adinetida, Adinetidae.
AUGAAUACCCCGCGAUAUGGUCACACAGCGUCCGUACUGGCCAACGGAAAGGCAUUAGUUACCGGCGGAAUUAAUGGUGAGAUUUUUUUAAAUAGUACUGAGUUGUAUGAUCCAUCAACAGGAGGUUGGGUCACUACUGCAAGUAUGGGUAAUUCACGACAAAGACAUACAGCAUGUGUAUUAACAAAUGGAAAAGUAUUAGUGACCGAAGGAAAUGAUGGACCUGUUCUAGAUAGUGCUGAGUUGUAUGAUCCAUCAACUGGAACCUGGACAACUACUAGUAGUAUGAAGAGUAGACGAGGUUUUCACACAGCCUCUGUAUUGGCAAAUGGACAAGUGCUAGUGGCUGGUGGAUACGAUAUAUAUGGUCUUUACAGUACUGAGUUGUAUGACCCAUCGACAGAAACUUGGACAAUCACUGGUAGCAUGAACGAUGCACGACAAAUGUACACAGCAACCGUACUAGCAAACGGAAAAGUAUUGGUUACUGGUGGAGAUGACGGUGUAGUUUUUCUAAAAAGUGCCGAGCUGUAUGACCCAUUAACAGGAAAUUGGACAACCGCGGGUAGUAUGAGUUUUACACGAGCAUGGCACACAGCAUCUACAUUAGCAGACGGAAAUGUGUUAGUUGCUGGUGGUAAUAGCUACGGUGUUAAUAUAACUGAAUUAUAUAUUCCAUUGACAAAAGCUGUGUCAUCUAUCCAUAAAAUGAAUAAUGCAUCAGAUUACCUCAAAGUACCAGUAUUAACAAAUGGAAAACCGUUAAUUAAUAGUUGA